GGUGUGUCCUGCUUCUGGACUGACUGGAUUCUGAGCUCAGAAUGUGCCUGAUUCUUGGAUCAGCUGGACCUUGCUAAGUGCCCUGAGGAGGGCUGGGUUUCACCCUUGGCCUCCCAUCUCAGGGACCCACUCCUCUGUGCUGCUGCUCAGGACCAUGUUCCUCUCUCUUGAAUUUCCUUGUGGAUCCCAUAGUGUCUGUUAGACCCAAAACGCUGAAAGAUGUCUGCUCCAGAGUUUUCAGUGAAAAUACCAAAGCCAGAUAUUACUUUCUUAGAUGGCACCAAGAAGAGAGCACCUGCUAAAGAUCUCCAAGGAAAAUUUCUAGCACUUGUAUCACCUGUAACUCCUGCCAAAGUUUAUUGCAGUGUUUUCAUCAUUUCUUUCCUGCUUAUGCUUGUAACUGGACUUUCUGUUGCUUUGUUCGUGAGAAACACAGAGCCUGUCGUAGAGAGCAGGAUGUAUGCUUCCUGCCCAAGAAACUGGAUUGGAUUUGGACAUAAGUGUUUCUAUUUUUCUGAAGACACAAGGAAUUGGACAUUCAGCCAGACUUUCUGUGCCUCACUGGAAGCCAAUCUUGCUCAGUUUGCAAGCAUGGAAGAAUUGAAUUUCCUGAAGAGAUACAAAGGCUCUUCUGACCAUUGGGUUGGCCUCAACAGAGACUCACGACAUCACACUUGGAAGUGGGCAGACAACACUGAAUACGAUGCCUUGUUUGCCAUCAGAGGAUCUGGACAAUGUGCCUACCUGAAUGAGAAUGGAAUCAGCAGUGCCGGUAUCUUCACAGAUAGGAAAUGGAUUUGCAGCAAGCCAUGCAGCUAUAUGGAAGAAUGCCAAAUUACAUUAAAUUCUUUUUAGGAAGCAGGGCACCAGUGGUUCACACCUGUAAUCCUAGCAACUCAGGAGGCUGAGAUCAGGAAGAUCACAGUUUGAGGUCAGACUGGACAACUAGUUCAAGAUACCUCAUCUUCCAAAUAAGCAGAGUAAAGUGGACUGAAGGUGUGAGUCAAGCAAUAAAGCACCUGCUUUGCUGGUGUAAAGUCCUCUGUUCAAAGUACAGUUCAACCAAAAAAACUGUCAUUUGAAGAAUGUUAUAGAGAUGAAAUAUUACUGUAAAUAACAUUACACUUUUCACUAUAAAUAAUUACAUAUGUCUAUAGUCCUUUGCUUUUCAUCGCUGAGUAGUACUUCAUUGUAUGUUAACGAAAAUGUACUUAAUCAUUCAUCCACUGUAAAAUAUCUGUUUGUUAACAGGUGUCUGCUACUGUAAGUAAGGCUGCUAUGAACAUUCAAGUGUAGGUUUUUGUGAAAACAUAAGCUAUUGUAUCUGUGCAAUGAAUGCCCGAGGAUGGAAUAGCAAGGUUGUGUGGUGAUUGCAUCUUCAGUUUAAAAGAAACUGUUGGAGUCACAAUGGGAGUCACAAUGGUAGAAUAGGAGGCCCUGGACUCUUCUCCCGCAAUGGACACAUCAGCCUCACUGUAUUUGCUUCUUGAAGAGGGUAAUUUCCUGUGCUUUCUUUGCUGGGCUACUUACGGGGUUUUGUUGAGUGAGCUUCAUCUAUUUCCAUCAGUCUACUGAGACGAAGCACACUGUUUCUCUUCUCUCUGAAGAAGUGCUGAUACUCAGUAUUUAUAAAUCCAGUCAAUGGCCAAUCAGAACAAUCAGUGUUCUGCACGUGGGGAAGAUGCUGGAUCUGAAGAAAAAGCUUCAGUCAUUUUCUAGAUCACGGCUUUCUCCAAAAGACUUUAAAUGAUGGCUUCAUAGUAUUUACUGAUGCAGAUAUGAAAUAAUAAUUGACAUCUUUAUCUGAAUCACAGAUUUCAUUUCUCAGAACAGGCAUUUCAAGGAUAUUAUCCAUAUAGAUCUUGAAAUAGAGAAAGUUUAAUUAAUAUUUUGUAACAGUUUCAAUAACAGUAAAUUAACACAAAUCAAUGGUGUUAUGGUCUGAGUGUUUGUGUCACCUCAAAUUCAUAUAUUGAAAUCCUAACCCUAAAGUGAUGGUGUUGAAAGGUGAGGCCUUCAGGAGGUUAUGAGGGGAAAACUCAUAACUGGGAUUGGAACCUUUGUAAAAGUGGUCCCCAGAAGCUUUGUUGUUCCUUCUACCUUUGAGAACACAGCUAGAAGGUGCCAUCUAAAAAUCAAACGCCACCAAGUGUGCUGUUGCACUGCUCAUGGACUUUGAGUCUCCUGAAUGUGAGAAAUGUUUAUAAACUACGUAGCAUAUGAUAUUUUGUUACAGCAGCCUGAAUGGACUAGACAAUUAGUUUAAAUACAGCAUAAAUUAUUAUAUAGUUAGGAAGGCCACAGGUUCAAAAUGGAUCUUCCUGGGCUAAAAUCAGCACAUAGGGUUAUGUUCUCUGGAAAGUCUAUGGCAGAACCUGUGUCCUGGCAUUCACAGUCUGUAGAAGCCACUUGCUUGUAUAUGGGUAUGGCCACUGGUUCUUUCUUAAAAGCCAACUGUAUAGCAUCUUCAAAUUUUUCUGAUCAUGGUACUCCUGCCUUCUCUUAUAAGGAACCCCAUGAUUAGAUCAAACUACUUGGUUAAUCUAGAACAAUCUCUUCAUCUCUGUGAAGUCUCUUUUCCUAUGUAAGAUAACAUAUUGACAUAUUUGGGAGAUGAUGGUGAGGAUGCCUUCAAAGGUCAUUAUUCUGCUUACUACAUAUGGGCAAAGUUAAAUCAUUUUUGGCCUUGCUUUGUUUCAAAGGCUGUGUACUUUUGAAUCACAAUAAUGCCAUUCCUCCCUGCCCCCAACAGUAGUAGGGUUUGAACUCAGGACUUUACUCUUUCUAGGCAGACACUCACCACUUUAACCAUGCCACCAGGUUCACUGUCUGUUGUAUUCUUCUCUCAUUCAGUAUCUCCACCAUCCACCCUGUCUUCAAAGGCCAAAGGGCCCAAGUAUGAUGGGCAGAGAUCAAGUAGGAACAAAUAAUUUCUAUGAGUUUUACUUUAUAUGUCUUUCUUUUGAUCAACUGUUCCAAUUAAAGAAUCUUACAUUACUUUUCCAACAGUCAGUUGAUAUAUUCACUUCUAACGGCUGCUUUGAAGUAGGUUUUUCCAGUCCUUUUAUGUCCAGUUAGUCACCAAUUUCUGCCUCCUAAAUAUAACCUUAAUUUUUUUUUUUUUGUGGUGCUGGGGUUUGAACUCAAGGCCU
Molecule: messenger RNA, 3152 nt
Organism: Castor canadensis (American beaver)
Lineage: Eukaryota; Metazoa; Chordata; Mammalia; Rodentia; Castoridae
Product: C-type lectin domain family 2 member F
Cellular component (GO): external side of plasma membrane
Molecular function (GO): natural killer cell lectin-like receptor binding
Source: RefSeq, a predicted model, not a curated record